AUGUCUGCCUCGGAUCGCACGCACCUGGUCGCUCUUCCUGCAGACUUCGCGCAGGAAUGGGCCCUCAAGCGAGCAGAUGAAUACCUCGCCAUGUCCUUCUCCCUUCGCACCCUGCACAACACUCUCGGCCCCCUUCACCGCGCCCUUCCUCCCGAGAUGCUCUCCGAGAUCUUCGCGCAUUGUUGGCAAGACAGAAGCAGCGUCGGAAUCAUGUCCGUUUGCCGUCACUGGCGUUCUCUCGUCCUCAGAACCCCGCGAUUUUGGACCGCUGUCGCUGCAGAGAAGCGUUUCCUCAACUUCGUACAGUGGGAAAAGCUCUCUAGGAAGCGGCAGGACCGGAGACGCGUGGAGAUCGACACCAUCCUCACACUCACCAGAUCAGAGCCCCUUAACCUGCUGUACAAUGGAUUCGUCGCUCAAAGCUCGCUGUUUCCACAUAUGUCCCAUGUGGCCAAGCUUGACGUUCGAGUAUGGGACCUCAUGCAGCUGCUAGACCUCUGCAAGACGUUCAACCAAGGAUAUCCGCUCCUGGAG
Messenger RNA from Epithele typhae, 534 nucleotides. RefSeq lists its product as uncharacterized. The record is from RefSeq and is a predicted model, not a curated record. Gene Ontology annotation, molecular function: protein binding. The annotation marks the transcript as partial. The transcript has a single exon. Lineage: Eukaryota; Fungi; Basidiomycota; Agaricomycetes; Polyporales; Epitheliaceae.